AUGGAAAAUGGGAGCUCUACCUCUUAUUUCAUUCUCCUAGGCCUCUUUCACCACACCACAGCCCACCAAAUCCUCUUCAGGAUGGUUCUGAGUAUGGUUUUGACCUCCCUGUUUGGCAAUGCCCUCAUGAUUCUCCUGACUCACCGGGCGCGGCUCCACACGCCCGUGUGCUUCCUCCUGAGCCAACUCUCCCUCAUGGACAUGAUGCUGGUUUCCCCCACUGUGCCCAGAAUGGCUGCUGACUACUUGACCGGAAAUGAGGCCAUCUCCCCUGCUGGCUGCGGUGUGCAGAUCUUCUUCCUGCUCACCCUGGUGGGUGGAGAGUGCUUCCUCUUAGCAGCCAUGGCCUAUGACCGCUACGCGGCUGUCUGCCACCCACUCCGAUAUCCCCUGCUCAUGAGCUGGCAGCUGUGCCUGAGGAUGACCAUGUCGUCUUGGUUCCUGGGUGCAGCUGACGGGCUCCUGCAGGCUGUUGCUUCCCUGAGCUUCCCGUAUUGCGGGGCACAUGAGAUCGAUCAUUUCUUCUGCGAGGCCCCCGUGCUGGUGCGUUUGGCUUGUGCUGACACUUCAGUCUUCGAAAACGCCAUGUACAUCUGCUGUGUGUUAAUGCUCCUGGUGCCCUUGUCCCUCAUCCUGUCCUCCUAUGGUCUCAUCCUCGCCGCUGUUCUCCACAUGCGCUCUACAGAAGCCCGCAAGAAGGCCUUUGCCACCUGCUCUUCACAUGUGGCUGUGGUGGGACUUUAUGGAGCUGCCAUUUUUACCUAUAUGAGACCCGAAUCUCAUAGGUCCACUAACUACGAUAAGGUUGUGUCAGCCUUCUAUACUCUGUUCACCCCUUUGCUAAACCCCCUCAUCUACAGUGUGAGGAACAGUGAGGUCAAGGGAGCCCUGACAAGGUGUAUGGGUCAGUGUGUGGCCUUAAGUCAUGAAUAA
Messenger RNA from Piliocolobus tephrosceles (Ugandan red Colobus), 933 nucleotides. RefSeq names its product olfactory receptor 2T8. Gene Ontology annotation, biological process: G protein-coupled receptor signaling pathway. Gene Ontology annotation, molecular function: G protein-coupled receptor activity; olfactory receptor activity. Lineage: Eukaryota; Metazoa; Chordata; Mammalia; Primates; Cercopithecidae. The record is from RefSeq and is a predicted model, not a curated record. Gene Ontology annotation, cellular component: membrane.